AUGUGUUUUUACAGAUACUAUGCUCAAGGUUACUCUAAACCUACAACACAUGAGAGGUCCAUCACAUAUUCGAGCAAGAACGAUUCUGAUGGUUUGACAAACAAUGGUAUAAUCUUUACCGGAUGUCCUGUUAUUGGAUAACAGAACCGGCUUCAAGCAUCCGGAACUUGCCUUGGUAGUCUUGAAGACUCAAUAAUCAAGGCAUGCGCAUGGGACUCAAGGAUCAAGGUUCAGCAUCAAACAAUGUUCAGCAUCAGCUUGUCUCUGGCCAAGAGCUUCAUUCAAGAUGUGCAGAAGCUAGUUGAGAUCGAACCCAAAUCCCUCUGUGGAGUAGAAAUCUACAAAGGAAUCCUAAUGCGCUAUGACACCACAUCAACUGCUUACCUUGGCAAACAAGAAGAUGCAAUUGACUUCGACAUCACGUAUUACCGAAGCAAGGACUUCAUGACUCCUAGGCUCCAUGAAGGCAUACUUGAAGAAAUAGAGCAAUUGGCACUGUUUAACUACCGAUCGGUACUGCCACAUUGGGGAAAGAAUAGAAACAUAGCCUUUGAUGGGGUGAUGAAGUACAAAAAUGGUAAGGAGUUGAGGGUUAAGGACAUGUAUGACCCAAUGGGGCUAUUCUCUAGUGAAUGGAGUGACCAGGUCCUUGGAAUAAAGGGUGGAGUGAACUUUGUUAAGGAAGGGGCACACUGCACACUAGAAGGGAUGUGCAUUUGCUCACAAGACAUUCAUUGCCCAAAGCAAGGCUAUUUCUGUAGACCCGGCAAAGUGUUUAGGGACCUGUGUACUCCUUAUUUUGAUAAGAAACAUAAAGUAACUAGCUACUGUCUAGUCUAG
This is a messenger RNA of Rosa rugosa (rugosa rose), 840 nucleotides long. Its product is annotated as probable L-gulonolactone oxidase 6. Gene Ontology annotation, molecular function: D-arabinono-1,4-lactone oxidase activity. NCBI's taxonomy places the organism in Eukaryota, Viridiplantae, Streptophyta, Magnoliopsida, Rosales, Rosaceae. Gene Ontology annotation, cellular component: membrane. The record is from RefSeq and is a predicted model, not a curated record.